Molecule: messenger RNA, 351 nt
Organism: Rhagoletis pomonella (apple maggot)
Lineage: Eukaryota; Metazoa; Arthropoda; Insecta; Diptera; Tephritidae
Exons: 1
Coding region: 1-351 (116 amino acids)
Molecular function (GO): nucleic acid binding
Source: RefSeq, a predicted model, not a curated record
AUGUGCACUCCUCGCUCAAAUGGCUUAGCGGAAGGCGUUAACCAAGCCCUGUUGGCGUACUUGAAACCAUCUACGAAUGAUCCUAAAGAUUGGGAUACCCAUGUCCGCAUGCUUCAGUGGACAAUGAAUACAAAGAUCAACGCUACAACGAAGUUCGCUCCAAUAGAUCUUGUUUACGAUUUCCCUCUACGUGAUUUGAGUGGAAAUAAGCUCUUUGCGGCACUUCACGACAACGAGGAGUUGCAUAUGAAUGGUCAACGCAGCGAGGCCGUGAAAAACAUUGAAGAAGCUCGCCAGAAAAGGAAAACUAGAUUCAAUGCUAAACAUCGCAAACCUGUUUCUUAUAAAUAA